Molecule: messenger RNA, 3050 nt
Organism: Vigna angularis (adzuki bean)
Lineage: Eukaryota; Viridiplantae; Streptophyta; Magnoliopsida; Fabales; Fabaceae
Product: zinc finger CCCH domain-containing protein 30
Exons: 2
Coding region: 339-2459 (706 amino acids)
Molecular function (GO): protein binding; metal ion binding
Source: RefSeq, a predicted model, not a curated record
AUUUCAUUUACAUUUCAAUUUCUCUCUUCUGUUCUUUCUAGACGUUACCUUCUCUCUCUACACACACAUUCACACACACUUUCCCUCUCUUCUUUACUCUCUCAUGUUCCCUCAGUUCCAUCGAUGGAGAGUGAAGCCUUGAACUUUUUCCCACUCUCUCAGAUCUCGCCAUUUCUUCAUUCUUCGCUCUUUCUCAUUUUGCAUUUGCUCAUUCUUUCGUUUUCCAAACUUGAUCGGCAAGUUAAUUGAAGGCAUGUGAAAGUGGUCCAGAGAAAUCAAAAUCUGUUCCAACUUCUUCUUUCUUUAGGUGUAAAAUCCAUACGACUAACUUCAGAGAAAUGAAAACGCUAACUGUUAACACCGAAGAUUCUUUUUCCAGUCUGCUAGAGCUUGCCUCUAACAAUGAUAUUGAAGGUUUUAAGGUUCUUUUAGAGAAGGAUCCUUCUGCGAUCAACGAGGUUGGAUUCUGGUAUGGACGUCAAAACGGAUCAAAGCAAAUUGUUCUUGAGCACCGUACUCCUUUGAUGGUCGCUGCUACUUACGGUAGCAAUGAUGUUCUCAAGCUUAUUCUGAUGUGCCCUGAGGCUGAUGUGAAUUUCGCAUGUGGGGCGAAUAAAACCACUGCCCUUCACUGUGCUGCUUCUGGUGGUUCUGCCAAUGCUGUUGAAACUGUGAAGCUGCUUUUAUCCGCAGGUGCUGAUGCGAGUUGCAUGGAUGCCUAUGGAAAUCGCCCAGUAGAUGUGAUUGUUGUCCCUCCUAAGCUGCAAGAAAUGAAACCUGUGCUUGAGGAGCUAUUAUCCGACAGUGCUUCGGACGGGUCUAUUGGUGGGUCCAUUGGUGAAUUAUCUGUUCCUGUGUCUGUCAAUUCAUCAAGCCCUGGUUCACCGAAUGGUUUGCCAUACUCUCCGUCAGCCUCGCCACCAUCUCCGGUGGUGGCAAAGUUUACUGAAGCAGCUAUUGGGUCUUUGUCAGAGAAGAAGGAGUAUCCCGUAGAUCCAUCUCUGCCUGAUAUAAAGAACAGCAUAUACGCCACCGACGAGUUUCGGAUGUUCUCCUUCAAGGUUAGGCCUUGUUCCCGGGCCUACUCUCAUGAUUGGACGGAGUGCCCAUUUGUUCACCCUGGAGAGAACGCAAGGAGGAGAGACCCUAGGAAGUUUCAUUACAGCUGUGUGCCGUGCCCUGAUUUUAGGAAAGGGGCUUGUAGGCGAGGAGACAUGUGUGAAUAUGCUCAUGGGGUGUUUGAGUGCUGGCUUCACCCGGCUCAGUAUCGGACACGGCUUUGCAAAGAUGGUACUAGCUGCAAUCGUAGGGUUUGUUUUUUCGCUCACACUGCAGAGGAGCUGCGUCCACUGUAUGUAUCCACUGGAUCUGCUGUUCCUUCACCACGGUCAUCGGCCUCGGCUGCUAAUGUCAUGGACAUGGCUGCUGCGAUGAGCCUUCUGCCGGGUUCGCCUUCGUCUGUAUCUUCCAUGUCGCCAUCUCACUUUGGGCAACCGAUGUCCCCAUCUGCCAAUGGCAUGUCACUUUCCUCUGGUGCUUGGGCACAGCCAAACGUGCCUGCUCUUCAUUUACCAGGAAGCAAUCUUCAAUCUAGCCGAUUGAGGUCUUCCCUUAGUGCACGAGACAUUCCACCCGAAGACUUGAACGGAAUGCUUGAUCUUGAUGGCCACCAGCACCCUUUAAAUGACUUGAGCUGUUACUUACAGCCUCGCCCUGGUACUGGCUCUGUGAGUCGAUCUGGUCGGUCCAAGACCCUAACUCCAGCAAAUCUGGAAGAGCUCUUUUCUGCUGAAAUUUCAUCGUCUCCCCGGUAUUCGGAUCCAGCAGCCGCGUCUGUGUUUUCUCCAACCCACAAAUCAGCUGUUCUCAAUCAGUUUCAACAGAUACAGAGCAUGUUAUCGCCAAUUAAUACUAAUUUGCUUUCUCCUAAGAGCGUUGACCAUCCUCUUUUACAGGCCUCCUUUGGUGUCUCUUCGUCUGGAAGGAUGUCACCAAGAAGUGUGGAACCAAUCUCACCGAUGAGCACGCGCAUGUCGGCGUUUGCUCAGCGUGAGAAACAGCAGCAGCAGCAGCAGCUACAGCUGCGAAGUUUCAGUUCGAGGGACCUUGGUGCCAACAGUCCUGCCUCAAUUGUUGGCUCCCCUGUAAUCGGUUGGUCCAAGUGGGGAUCUCCUAAUGGAAAAGCUGAUUGGUCAGUAAAUGGAGACGAGCUUGGUGGUAAGAUGCGAAGGUCGUCCUCAUUCGAGCUUAAGCACAAUGGCGAAGAGCCUGACCUGUCAUGGGUCCAGUCUCUGGUAAAGGAAUCCCCACCUGAGAUGAUGAAAGAGAGGUUUGCUUCUCCUCUGCCCACAGCACCAUCAGCGGAUGGACCAAAUUCUAAUCCUCAAAUUGAAUCCAUUGAUCAUUCCGUUUUAGGAGCCUGGCUUGAGCAAAUGCAACUGGAUCAGCUUGUAGUCUAGUAAAAUUGACCCCUUUACAUUAUCUUGUUGAGAUAGGUAUUUAAUUUUCGUAAGGUACAUAUUCUUUUGGUGAAAUUUUUUGGAAAGACGACAAGGAGAGGAGGAAUUGUAGUAAAGGAGGUGGGGGUUGGCUGCAAAGUUACCUGAAGGAUAUUCUAUUUUUUCUCUUUUUUUCUUUCUUUAAUAAUUGUCAUUCAUUAUUUUACUACAGAGCUUCAGGGAGAGCUGAAGAAGCUCUCUCUUGGGGCUUACAUCCAUAGGAGAGAAAUCCUGUCGAGGUUAUCUAUUUUUCUUCCAAAACGGCCAUUGUCACAGGAUUCUGCCCUUUUCCAUUUUACUCAAGUUCUGAGUUCACUAUCUUGCAAGCUAGAUGGUUUAUAAUGCAACAAAAACCACUAGCAUGCCAUUGUUUACAAGUUUUUUCUGAAAGUUCACCAAGUUAAGCCAAGUCAGUGAUUUGCUGUUCCCAAAGAACAAGGUGUUGGUCUGUAAUGGAAUAAUUAGAGAUGAUCUGCACUGUUGAAUAUUUACGUUGAAUUGUACUGUUUAUCAUUUUAUUUUAAAUUCAAAUGCAAUGUUUCCGUUAUCCUA